Danio rerio (zebrafish) is the source of this 853-nucleotide messenger RNA. Lineage: Eukaryota; Metazoa; Chordata; Actinopteri; Cypriniformes; Danionidae. The record is from RefSeq and is a predicted model, not a curated record.
CUGUUUCUUUCUUUCCUUUUUACUUGUGUAAAAUUGUAAAUACAUUUUAGAAUUGUCUACACAUUCAACACCUAUUCUUGCAAGAAAUGUAUUAACUGUUUGAUUACAAAUAAUUAAUAGCAUGGCCUUUUAUGUUGUACAGGUUGAGUCCAGCUGAAAUUGUUUUUCUGACGGAGUACUGCACUGUAAUGAAACCUGUGGUAAAGGCUUUGAAUAUCCUUCAGGCAAAGAACAACACACACAUGGGGUGGCUCCUGCCCGUGAUCUUCCAGUUACAAAUAAAUCUCUGCAGAAUGGAGACAUCUUCCAAGAUGUGUCUGCCCCUUAUCAGAGCAGUUCAGGAUGGCAUCCAAAAGCGCUUUGGUGGGAUGAUCCAAGACCCUGAAUUGAUUGCUGCAGCAAUACUUCUGCCAAAGUUCAAGAACACCUGGACUGAGAAGACUGAUGUCAUAGAAGCAGGACUGGUGUAUAUAAGAAAACACCUUGACCAAAUGGCAGAGGUAGCAGUGGAGCAAGACGGACAACAUUCAUCCGAUGAAGAGGAUUUCUUCUCCUCAAUGAAGUUCAGAAGGUCACAAGGUACAGGGGAGUUAGAUGAGUACCUUUCCUGUGUCUCAGACAAAAUGGAUCUCUUGAAGUCAUUUCCACACAUCAAGAAACUUUCUCUCAAACUCAAUAUUUCCCUUCCUGCCUCAGCUGCCUGUGAGCGUCUCUUCAGCUAUGCUGGACUUUUAUUCACCGCAAAGCGAGCACGGAUGAACUCUUCUAAUUUCGAAAACCAGUUGUUGCUAAAACUAAACAGAAAGUUCAUAGAAUAAAGAUGGGCACCCAGUUGUUAAAUUGUUAGGCAGAA